GACGGUACGAGCACGCACGCAGGCGGAGAAAGUGUUCACACAGGAAGUGGCGUCUCUGGGCCUCGCGCUUCCUUAUUUUGACUGCUGGCUGUUCACUGAUGCAAAGGAGCGCUUAUUGUGGAAUUUGUGAGAAUUUGGAGCUACAAUGACCUUGACACUCCCUCCCAACUCAUCUCGGCUUCCGGAUGAGUACCGCACGGCUGGCCUGGUCUUCUAUUGCUUCAUCUUCGUCAGCGGCCUCAUGGUCAACCUCAGCGCUUUAUGGGUUUUCGCCCUGACCACCAAGAAGAAGAGCACCAUCACCGUCUACAUGACCAACGUGGCGCUGGUGGACCUCACCUUCAUCCUGCUUCUCCCCUUCCGGAUGGUCUACCUCCACUGGGACUUCUGGCCCCUGGGCGAUAUUUUCUGCCGCAUCAGCGCCGCCAUCACGGUCUUCUACCCGUGCAUCGCCAUGUGGCUCUUCACUCUCAUCAGCGCCGACCGAUACAUGGCCAUUGUGCAGCCCAAGCACGGCAAGGAGCUGAGGAACGUGCCCAAGACGGUGGCAGCGUGUGCCGGGGCGUGGCUAAUGACCCUGGGCGGGACCGCCCCCUUGCUUUUCUCGGGUGGGGUCGACCGCGACAGCAACUUCACCACCUGCUUCAAAAUGCAGGACGUCAUCUACCUGCGACGCCAAGACUCCGUCAACUUCGCCCGCGUGGCCUUCUUCUUCCUGCUGCCCAUCUGCGUCAUGAUUGGUUGCUACGUGGUGGUCGUGGACAACCUGAUCCACGGGCGCACCUCCAAGCUGAAACCCAAAGUGAAGAGGAAGUCCAUCAAGAUCAUCAUCACGCUCAUCCUGCAGGUUUUGGUUUGUUUUGUGCCGUUCCACGUGUGCUUGUUGCUGCACUUGCUGGGCAUGGACAAAGGCGAGGCCUUCUGGACGUGGGCCGUGUUCUCCACGUUCCUCAUGAACCUGAGCACGGUUCUGGACGUCAUUCUGUAUUACAUCGUCUCCAAGCAGUUCCAGGACAGGGUGAUCAGCGUGAUGCUGUACAGCAGGGGUCACCAACGCGGUGCCCGCGGGCACCAGGUAGCCCGUAAGGACCAGAUGAGUAGCCCGCUGGCCUGUUCUAAAAAUAGCUCAAAUAGCAGCACUUACCAGUGAGCUGCCUCUAUUUUUUAAAUUUUAUUUAUUUACUAGCAAGCUGGUCUCGCUUUGCCCGACAUUUUUAAUUCUAAGAGAGACAAAACUCAAAUAGAAUUUGAA
Entelurus aequoreus (snake pipefish) is the source of this 1252-nucleotide messenger RNA. It is a transcript of the gene gpr18, whose product is annotated as G protein-coupled receptor 18. Gene Ontology annotation, cellular component: membrane. Gene Ontology annotation, molecular function: G protein-coupled receptor activity. Gene Ontology annotation, biological process: positive regulation of Rho protein signal transduction; phospholipase C-activating G protein-coupled receptor signaling pathway. The record is from RefSeq and is a predicted model, not a curated record. The coding region runs from base 146 to 1150 and encodes 334 amino acids. NCBI's taxonomy places the organism in Eukaryota, Metazoa, Chordata, Actinopteri, Syngnathiformes, Syngnathidae. The transcript is spliced from 2 exons.